Molecule: messenger RNA, 4055 nt
Organism: Musa acuminata AAA Group (dessert banana)
Lineage: Eukaryota; Viridiplantae; Streptophyta; Magnoliopsida; Zingiberales; Musaceae
Product: probable cellulose synthase A catalytic subunit 5 [UDP-forming]
Exons: 14
Coding region: 395-3670 (1091 amino acids)
Biological process (GO): cellulose biosynthetic process; plant-type primary cell wall biogenesis
Cellular component (GO): plasma membrane; trans-Golgi network
Molecular function (GO): cellulose synthase (UDP-forming) activity
Source: RefSeq, a predicted model, not a curated record
CCACACUGUGUUUCUCGUUGAUCUUUCACGUUUAUUGAUUAACCACUCUUGGUGAUCGCCUCAUUUUUUUCUCUCUAUCUUUUACUUAACCAACCGACAAAAGAAGUGACGGUGAAAAAAAUGGAUGCGUUGUUAGUGAGAAGGAAGGAAUAAUAAGAGGGAUUGGGAUGAAGAGGGCAGGUUGAGGUAGACGACCCCCGAGCGAGAAAAAGGAGAGCGAGAGAGAGAGAGAGAGAGAGAGAGAGAGAGAGGGGCUGACUGUCCUCCCCCCCUCCAUUCCACAGAUCGAGAGGCGAGGGAGGAGGGAUCGCUUCUGCUUCCCCAUUCCUUUCCCGAGAGUGGAGUUGAUUCUUCGGAUCUGUCAAGAUAGAGCCUCACCCUCCGCGGACAAGGGAUGGAGGCGAGUGCUGGUCUGGUCGCCGGCUCUCACAACCGGAACGAGCUCGUCGUCAUCCGCCGCGAUGGAGAAUCGGCGCCAAAGCCGCUCCAGCAGCUGAGCGGGCAAAUCUGCCAGAUCUGCGGUGAUGACGUCGGCCUCACCGUCGACGGGGAUCUCUUCGUCGCCUGCAACGAGUGCGCCUUCCCCAUUUGCAGGACUUGCUACGAGUACGAGCGCCGGGAGGGCAACCAGGUUUGCCCCCAGUGCAAGACCAGGUUUAAACGGCUCAAGGGGUGUCCUCGUGUGGCUGGUGAUGACGAAGAGGAUGGCGUAGAUGAUCUUGAGAAUGAGUUCAACUUUGUUGGGGGACACAAGCAGGAGUCACAGUACAUGGCUGAUGCUAUGCUGCAGGGCCAUAUGAGCUAUGGUAGAUGGGGUGACAUCAAUGCGCCUAAUAUGGCUCAUAAUGCACCUCAAGUUCCUCUGCUCACCAAUGGCGAGAUGGUUGAUGAUAUUCCUCCCGAACAGCAUGCCCUCGUCCCUUCUUUCAUGGGUGGCGGAGGGAAAAGGAUCCAUCCGCUUCCCUUUUCAGACCCUGCUCUUCCAGUGCAACCUAGAUCAAUGGACCCCUCCAAGGAUCUUGCAGCUUAUGGAUAUGGAAGUGUGGCAUGGAAAGAACGAAUGGAGAAUUGGAAGCAGAAGCAAGAGAAAAUGCACAUGACUAGGAAUGAUGGUGGUGGUAGAGAUUGGGAUAAUGAUGGUGAUGAAUCCGAUUUACCAUUAAUGGAUGAAGCACGACAACCAUUGUCAAGAAAGCUGCCAAUAUCUUCCAGCCAAAUAAACCCAUACAGAAUGAUCAUCAUAAUUCGUCUGGUAGUUGUUGGAUUUUUCUUCCAUUAUCGGAUCAUGAACCCUGCAGUUGAUGCGUAUCCAUUGUGGCUCAUAUCCGUCAUUUGCGAAAUCUGGUUUGCUAUGUCAUGGAUUCUGGAUCAGUUUCCCAAGUGGCUUCCAAUUGAAAGGGAAACUUAUCUCGACAGAUUGUCAUUAAGAUAUGAAAAAGAAGGGCAGCCUUCUCAACUAUCUCCGAUAGACAUAUUCGUGAGUACAGUUGAUCCUAUGAAGGAACCACCUUUGAUCACUGCAAACACUGUCCUCUCAAUUCUUGCUGUGGAUUACCCUGUUGAAAAAGUUUCUUGCUAUGUUUCUGAUGAUGGUGCUGCGAUGUUAACGUUUGAAGCAUUAUCAGAAACAUCUGAAUUUGCAAAGAAAUGGGUUCCUUUUUGUAAGAAAUUCAAUGUUGAGCCCCGUGCACCAGAAUGGUAUUUUCAGCAAAAGAUGGACUAUUUAAAGGAUAAGGUCCAUCCUUCAUUUGUUAAAGAAAGGAGAGCAAUGAAGAGAGAAUAUGAGGAAUUCAAGGUACGAAUAAAUGCAUUAGUUUCAAAAGCACAAAAGGUACCAGAAGAAGGAUGGACCAUGCAAGAUGGAACACUCUGGCCUGGAAACAAUGUCCGUGAUCAUCCAGGGAUGAUUCAGGUCUUUUUGGGGCAAAGUGGUGGGCAUGAUGUGGAAGGAAAUGAACUGCCACGCUUGGUUUAUGUCUCUAGAGAAAAGAGGCCAGGUUUCAACCAUCACAAAAAGGCUGGUGCUAUGAAUGCUUUGGUUCGAGUCUCUGCUGUACUUACAAAUGCACCUUACUUGUUGAAUGUGGAUUGUGACCACUACUUCAACAAUUGCAAGGCUAUACGAGAGGCAAUGUGCUUCAUGAUGGAUCCACUUGUAGGAAAGAAAGUGUGCUAUGUGCAGUUCCCGCAGAGGUUCGACGGUAUUGAUCGACAUGAUCGCUAUGCUAAUCGAAACAUUGUGUUUUUUGAUAUCAAUAUGAAAGGUUUGGAUGGAAUUCAAGGACCCAUUUAUGUGGGCACUGGAUGUGCUUUCAGAAGACAGUCGCUCUAUGGAUAUAGUGCUCCGAAGUCAAAGAAGCCACCAACUAGGACUUGCAAUUGUUGGCCUAAGUGGUGCUGUUGUGCGUGCUGUUGUUCUGGCACGAGGAAGAAGAAAACAGCAAAAGCUAAGCAGGAAAAGAAAAAGAAUAGUUCCAAGAGAGGUGAUAAUGAAGCACCAGAAUUUGCACUGGAGUCCAUUGAAGAAGGAAAGCAAGGAAACGGGAGUGAAAAACCACAUCUGAUGUCUGAAGAGAAGUUAGAAAAGAGAUUUGGACAGUCUCCUGUUUUUGUUGCGUCUACUCUCCUUGAGAAUGGUGGAACACCAAAAGGUGCUACUCCAGCAUCUCUUUUAAAGGAAGCUAUCCAUGUUAUUAGCUGUGGCUAUGAAGACAAGACAGAAUGGGGAAAAGAGAUUGGAUGGAUCUAUGGUUCAGUCACAGAAGAUAUAUUGACAGGAUUCAAAAUGCAUUGCCACGGGUGGAGAUCCAUAUAUUGUGUACCGACAAGGCCUGCAUUCAAAGGUUCUGCACCUCUCAAUCUCUCAGAUCGUCUUCACCAGGUUCUUAGGUGGGCUCUUGGGUCCGUGGAAAUUUUCUUGAGCAAACACUGCCCUCUCUGGUAUGGAUAUGGAAGUGGGCUGAAAUGGUUGGAACGGAUGUCAUACAUUAAUGCCACUGUUUAUCCUUGGACAUCAAUUCCUCUUUUGGCCUACUGCACGUUGCCUGCCGUUUGCUUGCUCACUGGAAAAUUUAUUACCCCAGAGCUUAGCAAUGUAGCAAGUCUUUGGUUCCUGUCGCUUUUCAUCUGUAUCUUUGCCACGAGCAUUCUGGAAAUGAGAUGGAGUGGUGUCGGCAUUGAUGACUGGUGGAGAAAUGAACAGUUUUGGGUUAUUGGAGGUGUUUCCUCGCAUCUGUUUGCUGUGUUUCAGGGGCUUUUAAAGGUCCUUGCAGGUAUAGACACCAACUUCACUGUGACGACGAAGGCUGGUGACGAUGAAGAGUUCUCCGAGUUGUACACAUUCAAAUGGACCACGCUGCUCAUCCCUCCUACAACUUUGCUUAUUGUGAACUUCAUUGGUGUGGUAGCUGGUGUCUCUAACGCAAUAAACAACGGAUAUGAAUCAUGGGGACCUCUGUUCGGGAAGCUCUUUUUCUCCUUCUGGGUGAUCGUCCACCUGUAUCCUUUCCUCAAAGGUCUUGUUGGUCGACAGAACCGGACACCUACAAUUGUCAUUGUGUGGUCCAUCCUCCUCGCAUCAAUUUUCUCUCUGCUGUGGGUGCGGAUUGAUCCGUUCUUGGCAAAGUCAGAUGGGCCGCUCUUGGAGGAGUGUGGGUUGGACUGCAACUAAGCACCAGAUCGGUCAGUAUUCAAAAUCCAGCUUAUUUGUUGUCAUUGGCAGGCACAGGUAGUAACAGGACCUUUUUAAGUCUUCCACGGGUACAUGGAUCCUGCUUUCUCGAUUGUAGAUAGAAGGUGUGCUACAAUUUUUUUCUCCCUAAUAUCCUCUACUCCGUCUACCAAAACUUCCGAUCAUGGAAUCGGUAGGUUGGUAUAGCCAUGUGUAGUAUGUUUGCGCAAGAUAAGCAGAUGCAACUCUGGUUUUUUAUUAGUUUUUGUGGGUAGACGUUGUUCGUGUAUUGUUGCAGUCAUGUAUAUUGAUUCAUCUCAAUAAGGCAGGCCCGGCCUGACCCACGAACAUAAAGAAGGUUCAUCAAAUACUUUUUAGUCGAUUC